Messenger RNA from Hyaena hyaena (striped hyena), 2047 nucleotides. RefSeq names its product deoxyribonuclease 1 (gene DNASE1). Gene Ontology annotation, cellular component: nucleus. Lineage: Eukaryota; Metazoa; Chordata; Mammalia; Carnivora; Hyaenidae. Gene Ontology annotation, molecular function: DNA nuclease activity. Gene Ontology annotation, biological process: DNA catabolic process. The record is from RefSeq and is a predicted model, not a curated record. The transcript is spliced from 11 exons. The coding region runs from base 515 to 1861 and encodes 448 amino acids.
CGGCCCUCGAGGCUCGCGUGGCUGGCCGUGUGCGUGGCACCUCGCAAAGCGUGUUCAGUGUUGAGGAAGAGUCAGGGUUAGUUUAGGGCACAGCCGCAGUAUUUAGUUGAAGUUUGGGUCCACCACGGUUGGCACAGGAAAUAUCUUUGUGUUCAGGGUCGCCCCUCAGAGCGCACCGGCCCUUUGGGGCCGCAGAGCCCCCUGCCCCAAGUGGUAUCCAGCCGGCUAAGGCCGGGAGGUCGGGCGGUGGUGGCCGCGUGAGGCAGCGCCGUUCCGCCCUCCGACCCGGCUAGUGCGCGAGGUAGGGGGCAGGGAGACGUGCGGCCCGAGGGUUUCCCCGCGGGCUGAAGUUUGAGGACCGUGUAUUUCGUGGUAGUGCUUGGAGCGUCAACCCGGCCUGGGUCCUCUGGAGACGGGAGACAUUCUUGUUGCAGGGAUGGUGGUGACAGCCUUCAAGCUCCUUACAUGCCAGACUGGAAAGUGAAAUUUCCUUGCCUUCAUUUUUAAAAGGAAGAUGGUGCAGACUGGAAGACAGCGAUGUGGCAGCCUGGGGUUGGCCCCACACCAAGCUCAGGUUUACCAGCCUCUCUGCUUGUGCCUUUGCUGGGAUGAGGUGCCUGCGAGGAUCCACGCCUCCUCACAGGAGCUUGAGUGGAGAAGGGAGCUGAUCACCUAUGAACUCGCACCGGCAGGGUCCUCGCGCUGCUUCUGUGGCCUGAGCCAGACCGAACAGGCCACCUACCUCUGGGCAUUCUGGCCUUGGUCUGGACUCCCCCCUGGCCUCUUGGGGCCACCUUUACUGCCUGAGGUGCUGGCCACAGCCACAGCUGGGCGGAGAUGGCCUUUGGGGGUGUGCCAUCCUGGUACACUUGCACUAGGAGGCGGGGCACUGAUCACCGACCGUCAGCUGCACUUCCGUGCGGGCAGCAAGAGGGGGAGUCUGCAAGGCCAGCCUCGCAAGCAGCAACAGGAGAAACUUGAUACUGAUCAGAGGAUCCCUCAUUCUUGUCAGGAUUCCUGUGUCCUUGUAGAAGUUGAUCUUCAGGAUGAGGGCUGCCAGGCUGAUGGUGGCACUGUUUGCCCUGGCUGGCCUACUGCACGUGGCCCUGUCACUGAGAAUUGCAGCCUUCAACAUCCGCACUUUUGGGGAAACCAAGAUGUCCAAUGCCACUCUUUCCAACUACGUUGUACAGGGAUGACCCAAAUGCCUUCCACUUUGUGGUCAGCGAGCCGCUGGGACGCAACAGCUACAAGGAACGCUACCUCUUCGUGUUCAGAGGUGUGGUGGUACCCCCAAUCUUGGGCUAAUGGCCUGGACUUCCCCAGACCUGACCAGGUGUCCGUGCUGGACACCUACCAGUAUGACGACGGCUGUGAGCCCUGCGGGAACGACACCUUCAGCCGAGAGCCCAGCAUCGUCAGGUUCUUCUCCCCACUCACUGAGGUCAGAGAGUUUGCCAUUGUUCCCCUGCACGCGGCCCCACUGGACGCUGUGGCUGAGAUGGACGCUCUCUAUGACGUGUACCUGGACGUGCGGCGGAAGUGGGACCUGGAGGAUGUCCUGCUGAUGGGUGACUUCAACGCUGGCUGUAGCUACGUGGCCCCCUCCCAGUGGUCAUCCAUCCGCCUGCGCACAAGCCCUGCCUUCCAGUGGCUGAUCCCCGACACCGCAGACACCACUGCCACCUCUACACACUGUGCCUACGACAGGAUCGUGGUGGCGGGCACCCUGCUCCAGCGAGCUGUCGUCCCGGAAUCGGCCGCCCCCUUCAACUUCCAAGCUGCAUUUGGCCUGAGCGACCAGCUGGCCCAGGCCAUCAGUGACCAUUACCCUGUGGAGGUGACGCUAAAGAAAGCCUGAUGUGAAUGGGGCCCUCUCCCUGUGGCACCUGCAGUUCGUGGAAGGACGGAAAUGGGCCUUUUGUCACUAUUUCUAGUUCCACUGUGAGCACGGGGUUAAUGAAACAGAGACACCUACCCACCUUCUCUACCCAAAGAAAGUUUAAUACUUAGAUUAAGCAAAUAAAGCUCAAAGGGGCUGUUCUCA